AUGGCAUCUGCUACUCUCCUCAAGUCCUCCUUCCUCCCCAAGAAGGCCGAAUGGGGCGUCGCGCGCCAGGUCGCCGCCCCGAGGGUGUCCAUGGUCGUCCGCGCCGGCGCCUACGACGAUGAGCUCGUCAAGACCGCGAAAACCAUCGCGUCGCCGGGGCGCGGCAUCCUGGCCAUGGACGAGUCCAACGCCACCUGCGGGAAGCGCCUCGACUCGAUCGGCCUGGAGAACACAGAGGCGAACCGGCAGGCGUUCCGCACGCUGCUGGUCUCCGUCCCUGGCCUCGGCAACCACAUCUCCGGCGCCAUCCUCUUCGAGGAGACGCUCUACCAGUCCACCGUCGACGGCAAGAAGAUCGUCGACAUCCUGGUGGAGCAGGGCAUCGUGCCCGGGAUCAAGGUGGACAAGGGCCUGGUGCCGCUCACCGGCUCCAACGACGAGUCUUGGUGCCAGGGUCUCGACGGCCUCGCCUCCCGGGAGGCCGCCUACUACCAGCAGGGCGCCCGCUUCGCCAAGUGGCGCACCGUGGUCAGCAUCCCCAACGGCCCCUCCGAGCUGGCUGUCAAGGAGGCCGCAUGGGGCCUCGCCCGCUACGCCGCCAUCUCGCAGGACAACGGUCUGGUGCCCAUCGUGGAGCCGGAGAUCCUGCUGGACGGGGAGCACGGCAUCGAGCGCACCUUCGAGGUGGCGCAGAAGGUGUGGGCCGAGACCUUCUACCAGAUGGCCCAGAACAACGUCAUGUUCGAGGGCAUCUUGCUCAAACCCAGCAUGGUCACCCCCGGCGCCGAGUGCAAGGACAGGGCCACGCCGGAGCAGGUCGCCGACUACACCCUCAAGCUCCUCAGCCGCCGCGUGCCGCCCGCCGUCCCCGGCAUUAUGUUCCUGUCGGGAGGGCAGUCCGAGGUGGAGGCCACGCUCAACCUCAACGCCAUGAACCAGGGGCCCAACCCGUGGCACGUCUCCUUCUCCUACGCCAGGGCGCUGCAGAACACGUGCCUCAAGACGUGGGGCGGCCGGCCGGAGAACGUCAAGGCGGCGCAGGAGGCGCUGCUGCUGCGUGCCAAGGCCAACUCACUCGCGCAGCUCGGAAAGUACACCAGCGACGGCGAAGCCGCCGAGGCCAAGGAGGGCAUGUUCGUCAAGAACUACAGCUACUAA
Messenger RNA from Triticum turgidum subsp. durum (durum wheat), 1158 nucleotides. The record is from the annotation of a GenBank genome assembly. NCBI's taxonomy places the organism in Eukaryota, Viridiplantae, Streptophyta, Magnoliopsida, Poales, Poaceae.